This is a messenger RNA of Oryctolagus cuniculus (rabbit), 4910 nucleotides long. It is a transcript of the gene ADCY3, whose product is annotated as adenylate cyclase 3. Gene Ontology annotation, biological process: adenylate cyclase-activating G protein-coupled receptor signaling pathway; cAMP biosynthetic process; intracellular signal transduction. Gene Ontology annotation, molecular function: adenylate cyclase activity. The record is from RefSeq and is a predicted model, not a curated record. Gene Ontology annotation, cellular component: plasma membrane. Lineage: Eukaryota; Metazoa; Chordata; Mammalia; Lagomorpha; Leporidae.
GCGCCCCCGCCCGCCUCCCGGGCCCGGAGCGCGCGUGGCCCGCAGCCGGCGGCGCCGCGCGGGAUCUCAGUGUGCAGCGCGCCGCGCCCGGACUCGCGGGCUCGGCGGCCGAGAGGAUGCUGGCGGGCUCUCCUGGCCUCGGCCCGCGCUCCCGCCGGGCAGGGCCCCGGGCGCGCCCCUAGCCGCCGGCCCCGGCCCCCGGAGCCGCAGCCCUUAGGGGCGGGCGCGCUUGGCUGGCUCCCGAGAUCUCCCAGGCUCGCAGCCGCCGCUUCCUCCUGCGGCCGGGCGCCCGUGGGGUGCCCAGGGGCAGCCCUGCGCCUCUCCCUGCCGGAGCCCGGGCCUGACGGUGGGGAGUCGCGGCCGGUAAGGGGCAGCGGGCCCCUGGACGCGCGGAGCCUGCCCGGCCCGGCCGCCGCACGCGUGACUCGGCCCGCAGCCCGCGCCGGGCCCGUCCCGGGGCACGCACGCGGCUCCUGAGUUCCUGCACAGGUGACCGGGGCUACCGGCCCCAGCCCAGGAGAGGCCCCGCACCCUUCCCAGGUCGCAGAGCGCCCUGGUUAGGGGCCCCUUCCUCUGUUCCCAGUCCGCUUCUCAGGGCCAGAGGAGGCAGCCACGGGGCAGGAUGCCCAGGAACCAGGGCUUCUCGGAGCCCGAGUACUCGGCCGAGUACUCCGCCGAGUACUCGGUCAGCCUGCCGUCGGAUGCGGACCGCGGCGUGGGCCGGACGCACGAGAUCUCCGUGCGGAACUCGGGCGCCUGCCUGUGUCUGCCCCGCUUCAUGCGGCUGACCUUCGUGCCGGAGUCCUUGGAGAACCUCUACCAGACCUACUUCAAGCGGCAGCGCCACGAGACCCUGCUGGUGCUGGUGGGCUUCGCGGCCCUCUUCGACUGCUACGUGGUGGUCAUGUGCGCCGUGGUCUUCUCGAGCGACAAGCUGGCGCCGCUCGUCGUGGCUGGCAUCGGGCUGCUGUUGGACCUCGUGCUCUUCGUGGUCUGCAAGAAGGGGCUGCUGCCCGACCGGCUCACCCGGAAGGCGGUGCCCUACCUGCUGUGGCUGCUGAUAACAGCCCAGAUCUUCUCCUACCUGGGCCUGAACUUCGCGCAGGCCCACGCGGCCAGCGACACGGUGGGCUGGCAGGCCUUCUUCCUCUUCUCCUUCUUCAUCACGCUGCCACUCAGCCUCAGCCCCAUCGUCAUCAUCUCUGUGGUCUCCUGUGUGGUGCACACGCUCGUCCUGGGGGUCACUGUGGCCCAGCAGCAGCAGGACGAGCUGCAGGGGAUGCAGCUGCUCAGGGAGAUCCUGGCCAACAUCUUCCUCUACCUGUGCGUCAUCAUCGUGGGCGUCAUGUCCUACUACAUGGCCGACCGCAAGCAGCGCAAGGCCUUCCUGGAGGCCCGCCAGUCGCUGGAGGUGAAGAUGAACCUGGAGGAGCAGAGCCAGCAGCAGGAGAACCUCAUGCUGUCCAUCCUGCCCAAGCACGUGGCCGAUGAGAUGUUGAAGGACAUGAAGAAGGAUGAGAGCCAGAAAGACCAGCAGCAGUUCAACACCAUGUACAUGUACCGCCACGAGAAUGUCAGCAUCCUCUUCGCCGACAUCGUGGGCUUCACUCAGCUCUCCUCUGCCUGCAGCGCCCAGGAGCUCGUGAAGCUGCUCAACGAGCUCUUUGCGCGCUUCGACAAGCUGGCGGCCAAAUACCACCAGCUGCGGAUCAAGAUCCUGGGCGACUGCUACUACUGCAUCUGCGGGCUGCCCGACUACCGGGAGGACCACGCCGUGUGCUCCAUCCUCAUGGGGCUCGCCAUGGUGGAGGCCAUCUCGUAUGUGCGGGAGAAGACGAAGACUGGCGUGGACAUGCGUGUGGGGGUGCACACAGGCACUGUACUGGGGGGCGUCCUGGGCCAGAAGCGCUGGCAGUACGACGUGUGGUCCACCGACGUCACCGUGGCCAACAAGAUGGAGGCCGGCGGCAUCCCCGGGCGCGUGCACAUCUCCCAGAGCACCCUGGACUGCCUGAAGGGAGAGUUCGACGUGGAGCCCGGCGAGGGGGGCAGCCGCUGCGACUACCUGGAGGAGAAGGGCAUCGAGACCUACCUCAUCAUCGCCUCCCAGCCCGCCGUGAAGGCCGCCGCCCAGAACGGCCUCCACGGCUCGGCCCUGCCCAACGGAGCGCCAGCUUCCUCCAAGCCCAGCUCGCCUGCCCUCAUUGAGACCAAGGAGCCCGUGGGGGGCAGCCAGGCCGGCAGUUCCACGUGGGAGGAGCCCGAGCAGCAGGAGGCGCAGGCGGACAACCCCUCCUUCCCCAACCCUCGCCGGAGGCUGCGCCUGCAGGACCUGGCCGACCGCGUGGUGGACGCCUCCGAGGACGAGCACGAGCUCAACCAGCUGCUCAACGAGGCCCUGCUGGAGCGCGAGUCCGCCCAGGUGGUGAAGAAGAGGAACACCUUCCUCCUGUCCAUGCGGUUCAUGGACCCCGACCUGGAGUCCCGCUACUCGGAGGAGAAGGAGAAGCAGAGCGGGGCCGCCUUCAGCUGCUCCUGCGUCGUCCUGCUGUGCACGGCCCUGGUGCAGAUCCUCAUCGACCCCUGGCUGAUGACAAACUACGUGACCUUUGUGGUCGGGGAGGUCCUGCUCCUGAUCCUGACCGUCUGCUCGCUGGCUGCCAUCUUUCCCCGGGCCUUUCCUAAGAAGCUGGUAGCCUUCUCCACGUGGAUCGACCAGACCCGCUGGGCCAGGAACACCUGGGCCAUGCUGGCCAUCUUCAUCCUGGUGAUGGCAAAUGUCGUGGACAUGCUCAGCUGUCUGCAGGACUACGCGGGACCGGGCAAUGGCACGGCGGGGCAGGAGCUGGGGGGCGGCUGCCUGGAGAACCCCAAGUAUUACAGCUACGUGGCCGUGCUGUCGCUCGUCGCCACCAUCAUGCUGGUGCAGGUCAGCCACAUGGUGAAGCUCACGCUCAUGCUGCUCGUCACGGGCGCCGUGGCCGCCAUCAACCUCACCGCCUGGAGCCCCGUCUUCGACGAGUACGACCACAGGCGCUUCCAGGAGCACGGCUUCCCCCUGGUGGCCCUGGAGAAGAUGCAGGUCGUUUCCGCCCCUGGGCUCAACGGUACCGACAGCAGGCUGCCGCUGAUGCCAUCCAAGUACUCGAUGACAGCGAUGAUGCUGGUCAUGAUGCUGAGCUUUUACUACUUCUCGCGCCACGUGGAAAAGCUGGCACGGACCCUGUUCCUGUGGAAGAUGGAGGUCCACGAUCAGAAGGAGCGUGUCAAUGAGAUGCGGCGCUGGAACGAGGCCUUGGUCACCAACAUGCUGCCUGAGCACGUGGCACGCCAUUUCCUGGGGUCCAAGAAGAGAGACGAGGAGCUGUACAGCCAGUCCUAUGAUGAGAUCGGAGUCAUGUUCGCCUCCCUGCCCAACUUCGCCGACUUCUACACCGAGGAGAGCAUCAACAAUGGGGGCAUCGAGUGCCUGCGCUUCCUCAACGAGAUCAUCUCCGACUUUGACUCUCUCCUGGACAAUCCCAAAUUUCGGGUCAUCACGAAGAUCAAAACCAUUGGCAGCACCUAUAUGGCGGCUUCGGGAGUCACCCCAGAUGUCAACACCAACGGCUUUACCAGCUCCAACAAGGAAGAGAAGUCAGACAAGGAGCGCUGGCAGCACCUGGCCGACCUGGCCGACUUCGCACUCGCCAUGAAGGACACGCUGACCAACAUCAACAAUCAGUCCUUCAACAACUUCAUGCUGCGCAUAGGCAUGAACAAAGGAGGGGUUCUGGCUGGCGUCAUCGGAGCCCGGAAACCACACUAUGACAUCUGGGGCAACACUGUCAAUGUGGCCAGCAGAAUGGAGUCCACAGGGGUCAUGGGCAACAUUCAGGUACAUCAGCGAGUGUGGGGUGUGCUGGGGGCGGCCUCCAGAGGGAGAAGAUGCCUUGGCCAUCUGCAGUUCUGGGCAAGGGCAGCCCGUGAGCCUGCUGGGACUGGGCAAGGGCCAGAAAGGCAUGGAGGCCAGCGCAGCCAUGCUCCGGGGAGAGCACCAGGCCUGGCGUGGCCUAGGCUCCACCCUGACCCCUGCUCUCCACAGGUGGUGGAGGAAACGCAAGUGAUCCUGAGAGAGUACGGCUUCCGCUUCGUGAGGCGCGGCCCCAUCUUUGUGAAAGGAAAGGGGGAACUGCUGACCUUCUUCCUGAAGGGGCGGGACAAGCCCGCUGCCUACCCCAACGGCUCCUCGGUGACCCUGCCCCACCAGGUGGUCGACAACCCCUGAGCGGCCGCGUCGCUGGCGUGUGCACACUCCCACAGACGCUAGGUCGACAGCUCUCCUCAAGCCUUCAUCUGUUCGUGGACGCGUGGGCUCUGAGUGGCCACUCUCCUCAGUGUGCCUGUAGCUUCCCCAGCACAGGGUCAUAGGCGCAGUUCUGGAACAGUCCUUCCAGGGCCCCGGGUCCAACUCAGCCCUUCACCCCCAAGAGGCCACGGCCACUGUGAGCAGGACCGCAGCGCAGGGGCGUGGCAGGGGAGCUGUGCUCGUGAGCGCCCCCCACAGCCGCACCCCAGCAGUGCUUCUCAUUCCGAAGAGGGCUCACCUGCAGACGGGGCGUCUCUGACCCGAGCCAGGCUCCGUGGCCCUGGUCCUGAUAAUCUUGAAAGGUUCCCCUGGAACCCGUCCCUUUCGUCACAGAGCAGGAAGUGCAAUAGUUCCUUUCACCUGGUGGGGGAGGGGCGACUUCUGAAAGAAAAAUAUAUAAACAGAUCAAUACAUUUAUAUUUUUAACUGUCUGUUAAACACUUUCUGAUACUGCCUUGCCUUUUGAGCUCUUGCUACAGUCGCCUUUGCUACUGCUUUAAGAGAACUUACAGGUAUUGAUAAAGAACAAGACUGUUUUAUUAAAAGCUUUAUUCCACUUGAA